GAGUCUUUUUCUCUUGAAUCACAAAAGUAAUAGAGAUAGUAAGGGGAAGACAUUUAAAACCCUUGAAUUGAAACCCAUUUAUUUCCCUUUUCACUACUUUCUCUCUCUCACCUUUUCCAUUCUCUCUCUAAAAAGACCCCCAUAGGCCAUAACCAUGGAUACCAUAACUUUACUCUGCACACUUGGUCUCCUCUUCGUAUCCCUUUACUGGUUCAUCUGUAUACACGGCCCAGCCGAACAAAAAGGCAAACGAGCCGUUGAUCUCACCGGCGGUUCAAUUUCUUCGGAAAAAAUCCAAGACAAAUACAAUCAGUAUUGGUCUUUCUUCCGCCGUCCAAAAGAAAUCGAAAAGGCAGAAAAAGUCCCUGAUUUCGUCGAUACAUUCUACAAUCUUGUCACAGAUAUUUACGAAUGGGGGUGGGGACAAUCCUUCCAUUUUUCGCCGUCAAUCCCCGGAAAAUCUCAUCGAGAAGCAACUCUUAUCCACGAAGAGAUGGCUGUCGAUCUAAUCAAAGUAAAACCAGGUCAAAAAAUCAUCGACGUUGGGUGUGGUGUUGGUGGGCCCAUGCGUGCGAUUGCAUCACACUCACGUGCGAAUGUCGUCGGAAUCACCAUUAACGAGUAUCAAGUCAACCGUGCAAAGAUGCACAACAAAAAAGCUGGGUUAGAUUCCUUAUGCGACGUCGUUUGUGGUAAUUUCCUUGAAAUGCCAUUCAAGGACAACACCUUUGACGGAGCUUACUCAAUCGAAGCUACAUGUCAUGCUCCAAGACUAGAAGAUGUAUACUCCGAGAUCUUCCGGGUCAUAAAACCCGGAUCCAUGUUCGUCUCCUACGAAUGGGUUACGACCGAUAAAUACAAUCACGAAGAUCCGGAACAUAGAGAUGUAAUCCAAGGGAUCGAAAGAGGUGAUGCACUUCCGGGUAUGAGAAGUUAUGCGGAUAUAUCCGUUGCGGCUAAGAAAGUAGGGUUUGAAGUUGUUGAAGAAAGGGAUUUGGCUGCCCCACCCGCGAAACCAUGGUGGGAUAGACUUAAAAUGGGUCGGAUCGCUUAUUGGAGGAACCAUAUUGUUGUUACUAUCUUAGCUGCUAUUGGGGUUGCACCGAAAGGAACGGUGGAUGUUCAUGAGAUGCUCUUUAAAACCGCUGAUUAUCUUACACGUGGUGGGGAUUCUGGAAUUUUUAGCCCUAUGCAUAUGAUUCUCUGUAGAAAGCCUCAUGAUGCUAACUGUGUGGACAAAUCGGAUUCUUGAUUUCUAGCCGUUUGAUUUGGUUGUCACUAUCAUCAACGGUUGCUGGGAGACGUUGAAUUUUAUGAUGAUGAUGAGGUAAUUAUUUUUUAGGUUUAAAAAAAUAGUUGUGAUUUUGUGUUCCUCCUCUCAUCAAGUUCUUCAGUACUUUUUUUUUUGGUUUAAUUUUUUUCUUUUAGCCUUUUAAUUAUUUUUUGUUCCCACUUUAUGAUUAAAUAUUAAAUUUGGAUUUGUGCUUAUUCUGGUUGAUUUAAUUUAAUUUAAUUUAAUUUAAUUUGC
Messenger RNA from Amaranthus tricolor (Joseph's coat), 1528 nucleotides. RefSeq names its product 24-methylenesterol C-methyltransferase 3. The record is from RefSeq and is a predicted model, not a curated record. Gene Ontology annotation, biological process: steroid biosynthetic process. Bases 155 to 1252 code for a protein of 365 amino acids. Lineage: Eukaryota; Viridiplantae; Streptophyta; Magnoliopsida; Caryophyllales; Amaranthaceae. Gene Ontology annotation, molecular function: S-adenosylmethionine-dependent methyltransferase activity. The transcript has a single exon.